Molecule: messenger RNA, 2884 nt
Organism: Acanthopagrus latus (yellowfin seabream)
Lineage: Eukaryota; Metazoa; Chordata; Actinopteri; Spariformes; Sparidae
Gene: mkks
Product: McKusick-Kaufman syndrome
Exons: 4
Coding region: 454-2166 (570 amino acids)
Biological process (GO): protein folding; chaperone-mediated protein complex assembly; intracellular transport
Cellular component (GO): kinociliary basal body; cytoplasm; nucleus
Molecular function (GO): ATP binding
Source: RefSeq, a predicted model, not a curated record
GGACCCAACGCGGUGACCGCUGUCAUGGCAACGACCCGCAUAUUGAAGAAGCCUGUAUCAACGUCCACGUUAAAUGUUAUGGACAUGUGUCUAAAUAUGAUCUUUAAUCGGAUAAUAGCGAGUAUGACAUUAACUUAACUUUAUUCUGAUUGCAUUAAUGUACUAUGGUUGAAGUUGUAUCAAGUUUUUUGUUUAUUUUCUGGUCAGGCACUGCUGUAAGUGUCACUACCCGAGUCGUGGCAAGUAAAGGCGCUUAACAUGGAUGCAGGAAGUUGGCGUUUUCUAUCAAAUAACUAAAAUAGCUUAAAGGACACUGUAGUCGUCUCUUUUUCGUCAUUUAGAGAGUAAACUCACUACUAAAAGUUAUACGAAGCAACUACUGUAACGUUUUCUUGUCGACAAUGAUCUUCCGGUGAAUCUGCUGUGCCAGUGCUGUCAGAAAGUGUUGAUUCAAUGAUGUCUCGGCUCGCCAAGAAAUCUCCAUCUCUUUGUACGGAUCAACCACUGGACAACACUGAUAUUUGUAACAAGCUUUAUUUGCUUCGUCAGCUCCUGACGUCUUGCUUUGGUCCGAGAGGAAGACUAAAACAGGUCCACAACAACAUUGGAGGGCGCGUUGUAACUACCUCAACCUCCUCAGUUCUCCUGUCAGCUGUCUCCUCCUCACAUCCUUUCAUCAAUUUGAUCAAAACCUCCAUUUUCAAUCACGUCUCUCGUUUCAGUGACUGUGGUUUGUUUGCUGCUAUUCUCUGUUUGUCUAUCAUUGAGCGAGCAAAGCAGUCUGGUCUCAGAGGAAGUGUGGUCAUCAAAGUGAACAAGCACUUGCUGGAUUUGUGUACUAGUUACCUACGACAAGAGGACUGUGGUGUUAGAGUGAAGCUGGAUUUCUGCAGCAGCCAGAACUUGAUCAAAUUAGCUCGCAGCAGCAUCUCUAGUAAACCGGCGUGUGUGCUAACAGAGCAGGAGACACUUCACAUCAGCAGGUUGGCUGUCCAGGCUUUUCUGCUGACAGUUCCCUGUAACAGCCCAGGAACUACUGUCACCCUUGGCAAAACAGUGAUUGUCUCUGUUGAAGGUCACUCGGUGCUGAGCUCCUCAGUGUUUCCAGGUCUACUAGUGGACACGCCUGAUGUCUUUCACCUCAACAAUAUAGAGUGCCUGCAUUCAGACCCAUUGCGCAUGGUGUUGUUUAGUGCAUCUCUUGCUGGGGAUCUUUCUGAACUAGGAGACGGGAGAAUUGAGGUGCACCCAGAUGUAGACACAGAUUCACAGAUCUUAGAUCAGCUCCUGGAGCUCGGCAAACAAGUGGUUAAAGAUGAGGUGAAGCUCUUUGUAUGCCAGAAGGUGAUCCACCCAGUUUUACAGCAAUACCUGAGGAGUCGUGGUAUCAUAGUGAUAGAGCGACUGGGAAUCACUCUAAUGGAGCCACUUACUCAGCUGACAGGUGCCCAGCCUGUGGCCACACUACACACCGCAAUCCCACCCCAGGCCUAUGGUGAGGUAAGGGAUCUCACUAUUAGGCAGUUUGGAUCCAAGACAAUGCUGCAUUUACAGCCUCCUGGGGAGUCGGCGAGCUGUACGAUGAUCCUCUGUCACAGGAACGAGACAAUGUUAAGUGAGCUGAAGGUGGUGUGCCAGAAGACAGAGCAUGUGCUGAGGCUCACCCUGAGGGAACCAUCCGCCUUACUCGGUGGUGGGUGUACUGAGACCCACUUAGCUGCUUAUAUCAGACACAAGACCAUGAAAGAAGUCACAGAGGCAGUAUCAGCGCUAGGGUGCUCACAGACUGACUACCUUCUUGGCGUAGAGGGAUUCUGCCGCUCUCUGGAGUCUGUGGCCACAGCGCUGGAGCACGACGGUGGGAAUUCUUUAAUCGACCUGACUCACGCUCACCACUGGACUCUCCCUGCAGAUGUCAUGAAAGAACAUAUGGAGCACAAUUUGGGCCCCUGUGGCUGCGGACUGGUGGAAAGUAUUCCAGAUAAGAAGUGGACUUAUCUACACACUAAUUACACACAGCUCUCACCUGCACCACUGGCCAGAGACACCGCUGUGCAGCCACAUGUGCUCGACUCCUUCACUGCUAAAGUCAAUGCAUUGCAAGUCGCUGUAGAAACUGCGAAUCUUGCCCUAGAUGUGCAAUAUGUUAUUCAAGACAUGAACUAGUAGAGCAGAUCUGUUAUUCAGUGUGGAACUCAGUGAGGAAUUUAUUCAGUUUUUAAUUUUCAACUGUAAUAUUAAGUUCAGACACUAGAUGUUAGUAUUGUCUCAAGUGAAACUUGAUUGAAUUUGGUCUGGUGUCAGUCAGAGGGAAUGUCUUGCCUCUGUCCUGUUGUUGUAUUGUGAUUUACCACUUUGUUAAGUCGUUAAAGGGUAAUUCCAGCAAUCUGACACAUUAAAGCGUGUUUACAGGGUUGGGGAGUACAGAUUGGAACCCACAACCUCGUCUUACACUCAACUACAGUGGCUCGUAAAAAUGUGGGGGGAAAAAAUGUGAAAGGCCCUCUCUAGAGUCGGCGUUCUCUUUGUCCAUUCUGGGCUACUGUAGAAACUGGGCCAACUCCGUGGAAAAGGACUCGCUCCCUCUGUAGAUAUAAACGGCUUGUUCUAAGGUUACUUAAACACAACAAUACUUAGUUUCAAGUGAUUGUGCACUAAUGAAAACACAAGUGUGAAUAUUAUUUUCCUUCCUGGCACUGGAAGAAUUCGGCUGGAAGUAAGAAGACAAACCUGUAUGACCGAUACCAAAUUCCCACCCUUUUUUGUUAUUGUUUUUUUUGUUCCAUUACAUUAUCUUACACCAACAAUGUUGCCAGUCUCAACCUGCUGAUAUUCUAGGAAACUACCUGAAACACAUGCAAAUACAAAGACUAACCUCAGGCAA